Odontomachus brunneus is the source of this 5479-nucleotide messenger RNA. Its product is annotated as forkhead box protein D3-like. The record is from RefSeq and is a predicted model, not a curated record. Bases 1257 to 2354 code for a protein of 365 amino acids. Lineage: Eukaryota; Metazoa; Arthropoda; Insecta; Hymenoptera; Formicidae. The transcript has a single exon. Gene Ontology annotation, biological process: regulation of transcription by RNA polymerase II; cell differentiation; anatomical structure morphogenesis. Gene Ontology annotation, molecular function: RNA polymerase II cis-regulatory region sequence-specific DNA binding; DNA-binding transcription factor activity, RNA polymerase II-specific.
CUCGAAAACGCGGCCCUACCACCGCCUUCUCCGUUCGCCAAGUUCAAGAGCGAGAAACAUUCGGGAGGAAGCCUCACGAGGACGUCGCGAAUGACUUGUUCUCGGACUUCUCGUGUAAAUCAACGCAAUCGAGUUCUGAAGGACGAUUUUAUCCGAAUCGAGGCCGUCGAGGGUUCGCUCUCUGCGACGAAGAGGACCAUACGACUGGUCGUGUGACAGCAAGAUCAUUUUUGCAGCGAGUGAGUCGACGGAAGCAGAAGACACUGUGCGAGGCGAAUCUCGAAGACUCAUUUCGUUCGGAUUAAGAAAAGCUCGUCAGGAAAGUGUCCGUUUCUUUCUGACAGAAAGGAAGACGUCGGUCGAUUUUGUGAGAUCCGAUCUGGAGAAGGCCGAUCGAUCGGAUUUCGCUUAGGCGUCGCUGGAGGAAGGUGCACGAUGGAACGUGUCCUCGUAGGCGAAUCGCGAGAGGCAUCCUUGACGGUGCGCCGGGCUGACGCGUGCGACGCAGUUUAAGGCCGCGCGAGUUGGUGCAAGACGCGAAGAAGCAGGGGAGAACGCGAGAAAAAUCCCGUUAUCGUUGUGGAAACAAACUAUUAGCGUAAGAUAGCACGUUCGUCAAGCGGAUAGAGCAGGCGUGUGACAGUCGCCGCGCUGAAGCACACCGGAACAGAAGUUACUCGCGUGUCUUCGUCGACGACGGACGGAUGACUUGCAGACGACAUUUUUACCGCUCGUGACGGCAGUUGUCAAACCAAGAAGUAAGGGAAGAGCGUAGUUGUGAGAUCGUUUUUUGUAACGGAACGCGCUCGUCGCGAGGAGGAACAGCAGCUCUUGGUACUCCCUGGAGAAAUCUCGCGGACGUUUGACAUAGAUCUAGAAUCUCGUCAUGUUUUAACAACCGGAAUUUUUGUUGAGCAAAGAAUGUUUCGCGAGUGAAAGCAAUUCGAGACGCGCUGUAAUUCAUCUGGAGCUCGCAAUACAGAGUAUUUUUCAUCAAAAAUCCGGUCCUCCGUGCAGAAGCGAUGCAUGUUUGCAAUUAGAAUCUUGGGAAUUCUCUUAAAAAAAAAUAAUAGAUUUUCGCCGGAUAAACGUAAAGGCGAAAGAAAAGGGAGAGAAAGAGAGAAAACACCUGCACCUGCGACGGUACUUGACGGAGGAUGAAAGCGAGCGGUAGCCUCGAAGGAUCGGUCGCGGGACCGUCGGCGAAAUAGACGGUAUCUCGGAAGCGGAGCCCUUACGCUCAUGAGGCGAUCACGAUGGAGCCACGUGCGAUGAUGAUGUCGAACCUGUCGUGCGACGGCUGCGCGGACAGCGACCGGGACUCCGACAGCAGCAGCAUGAUCGUGGACCCGGUGAGUCUCGACAAGAACGAUCUGUCGCCGUCGCAGUCGUCGUCGAGCCCGGUGAUACCGAGCUCCCCGGUGCCGACGCCGACCCCGACGCCGACACCGCCGGCGAGAAGUCGGGGCAGUAGCGGCAGUAGCCGCUCCAAGAAGACAUACUCGAUGAUGUCGGCGUCAAGUCAGCAGAAAUCCGGCGGUUCCAGCCAGCCGUCCUCCGGAUACGGCUCGGACAAGAUGUCGUCGUCCUUGAUAAAGCCACCGUACUCGUACAUCGCGCUGAUCACGAUGGCGAUCUUGCAGUCGCCGCAGAAGAAACUGACGCUCAGCGGCAUCUGCGAGUUCAUCAUGUCGCGCUUUCCCUAUUAUCACGACAAGUUCCCUGCCUGGCAGAACUCCAUCAGGCACAACUUGUCGCUCAACGACUGCUUCAUCAAAAUCCCCCGCGAGCCCGGCAACCCCGGCAAGGGCAACUACUGGACCUUGGACCCACUCGCGGAGGACAUGUUCGACAACGGUAGCUUCCUGAGACGUAGGAAGAGAUACAAGAGACCGCCGCCACAUUACGUCCUACGAGAUCGAGCGAUCAUGGCCACUUUCGCCAUCUGCGGCGAUCGAGGACCAUGUCCAGGUGGAGGCAGCGGUCAUCCGGGUGCCUUGGCUUAUCCCGGCGCCGCUUACUUGUCGCCACCGCCUGGCUUGCCACUGUUGGACUUCUCGCCGUCUACCUUAGAGGCACUGAAGCUCGGCGGCUUCUUGGAGCCGCCGCCGCCGCUCUACAAACCAGUGCCCAUCACGGCGCCUCCUAUCAGGCAGAUUGACCCGAGCUCUGCGAGGGUUCCGACGAUACCAGCUAGCCACACGAGCGUCGACAAGAAGCGGAACUUCAGCAUAGACGCCCUCAUCGGCAAACAGGCGGCUAGCGACCAGAACUGUGGUGCGCUGCUGGAUCUCAGCCCGUCGGAGCACAGAGAGAUCAGAAGUCAAGCGUCCGCGUUCUCGCCGCUCGUCUAGGAGUUUGGCGAUGUUCUCCUCCGGGGCGAAACCGACCGCCAACCGACGGUGACUUACCGAGGCGGGAAGCUGAUCAUAUUGUAGGUCCUCGCGGAAUGAUCAAAACGUCCACGAUUGCUGGAGUUCAACGAGAGCGUAAUUAAUCGAGAAUACGUCAAACGUGUUCGAGCAUUUUGUAUUGUUGCUGAGUAAACUCAACGUUUGACCGCGUCUUGGGGGCCAGGGACUUUACCCUUUAGAUGGACCUGCCAAACAGUAGACAUGGAGGUUUCUCCUCGUCGGGGAAAAGAGUGAUCGCGUUAAACUACGUUAACGAAAGGUGACUGUAUCGAGAUCAUGUUGGUGAAUCGUGCGUCGCUGAUCAGACACUCGGCACGGAAUACCAGAUCGAAGAUGCUUAACGAUUCCCGACAGAAUUUGAGGCAAUCGCGCCGCGAUGAUCGACUCACACCGGAGGUGACGGUAAUUGAUAUGGUCUAUCAGUUGUCUUCUGAUAAGUUCUGUCCAAAUGAACACGACAUUUUGAUACCAUGAAUAAGUAGACUCGACAAAUUGCUGAUAUCUUCUUCUUCUUCUCGCAGAACAGAACAAUGAGCAGACAAAAAUCUGCAAUAUUUUAAAAAGAGACUUGAAAGAAGGAUAAUAUUUUUGGAUUCUUCUUGCAAAACAAAACAAUGUGAACAGACAAUAAUUUAUUAAAAUAUGCAAUAUUCUAAAGAGAUCUGAAAGAAAAUAAACAUUUUCUUUUUUUGCAGAAAGGAAAAAUGAGCAGACAAUAAUUUAUUUUAAAAUCUGUGCAAUGCUCUACAGAAACUUGAAAGAAUAUAUAGAAUAAUUUUUGCUGCAAGUUCUUUUUAUAUAGACCGUAAUUUGUUGUGAUUAUCAAGCGACAACAAUUAUGUUUACUUCAAAAUAUUACGUCUGUAUUAUUUGGACAGGAUUUAUCCGCAAAUCGGGAUUGUUACAUUCAACACACAUCUCGAACAGCAUGAAUCUUCGAGAACUCGGCGAGAUAUACUUGCUCCACACGUGUUAGCGGUUCACUUUCACGAUAAAAUAAAUGUUCAGCGAUGAGAAGAACAUACGCGAGAUCGAAGUUCUGGCGUCAUCUGUGUUACCUAAAGUUCUAGUUUUCAUUCGGUAAGACGAGACACAAGUCGUACUCUGCAUAAUCGAGCCAAACCUGGCGUAAGAUACCAGGUGAUCGUUUCCUACCGACUGAUCAUCAAAAUAAAUCGCGGAAAUUAUAAGAAGACGUAUGAAUCGACUUAAUAAGAUGUAUAUCGAAGAUAACAGCGCGAAUAUAUAUAUAUAUAUAUAUAUAUAUAUAUAUAUAUAUAUAUACAUAUACGUAUAUAUAUAUGUAUGUAUGUAUACGCGCAUCACUGUAAAAAGGCGUAGUGCAAUAGCGUGUAGUGUUUUAUUUAAAGUACGUCGCGGCGCUUCUUAAGACGGACGGUGGAAGUAAAUAACUGAUCACUUCAUUGCGUCAAAUAUAAAAAAUCUAACUCGUUUUUUUAGAAAACUCGAAUCUUCGCUGCAGUCAUCGUAAUAAUUCAACGACAUCAUUACUCGGCAAAUCAUUACUCUUUGGUAACCGACGAGAGUCACAAGAAAAUCGAUAGUCUAUUCAGAUUUGACGGUUCGUUAUAUUAAUGAUCCUGAUAAAUUAGUUAUCGUCACUCGCGAGUCCGUUCUCAAGAUUCUAACGUAAUGUUGACGGCGUCAUUGUUCGCGUUAUUAUUAAUUCGUUAUUAUUAUAUGACAGUAUAACUUGGGUAUUUCUACACAUCUCGGUGCUGUCCGGGUAUCCACACUCGCGCGGGUAUUACCCGAGCAAAUAAUUACGAGUAUGCAAUGCAUUCGUUCGUUAUCUGUUAUAUGUUAAAGAAUCAACAACGUAAAGAUGUCAAAUUGUUUCAUGCAUUCAUUAAAUUUGGCAAGUUACUCAAGUUGCAAAAUAAAGCUGCCUUCUCUCGGUCCAAGUAGGCGUGAAGACCUCAAGUAAACAUAUCUGAGUAAUGUCCAAAAAGUACAAGUACUUAGGCACGGAAAAAAUCUCAGCUUAUGCAACUGAAUGGGGACCAGACGGGAAGCUCGCUGAUGGAAAAUAAUAUCUCUGUCAUCAUGACUGAAGAUAUUCCUCCGAAUAAUUCAGCUAUAUUAAAACUCGGCUGAAGUAACUGAGAGCAAUUGGCUGAGUAGAAACCUCCUACGGGAAUCUUUUUGUUCCUGCAACUGAGCUUUUCAUCUGGUUCACAGAAAAAUUUACGCUGACGGAGUUGCUUAUUGGUAAAGCCCGAAAGACUCAGAUACCCGGCUGGACGAAAUUGACAGCACCGGUUAUUACGCACGUGACAUUGCGUUGCGCGCGUCGAAUUGCUUCGGAUGCUGCCCGGGGGUGAGCCUGGAAGAGAAAUUGAACAAUAAUGUACUUCCACUCGCCGAGCGACCCUUUGCGAUCAAAGUUCGUCGUGCGAAUGAGUUGCCCUCCCCUUACUCUUCCCCGAUUUCGUCGUUUCACUUUCGUUGCCCGGAACCGUUCGGUUAGACGAAUAGACGGCCGCUUCCACCGCACGGUCGAUUAAUAUCGGCAUUGUAAAUACGCGUCCCGAGCAAAUAUAUGCGCAGCACUCUGUUAUAUAGCGGGGAGCACUUUUCUCCGGCGGAUUUAAUGUAAAAGGCGUCCCGCACUCCCUCGGCCCAUUUAGCCGUAAGCGGUCAAGUAGACGUUUGGUGUACAUACAUCGAAGUAGCGCGAUCCCCAUGUAAUUGUGAAUACCUAUAUCGCAUUUUACGGUUUGAGACGCGCACUGCGACGUUCGCGCGACGAUGCGACUGCCGUUGACGAGGAAAUGUUCGACGACCUUGCACACUUUCUCCCCCCGAAAAUGCUUUCAACCUGUCGCGCCGUGCGCCGACGAGCGCAAAGUGAGACAGUUUUCAUUUUCCGGCUGACGAUGAUCGCGCAUUUUACGAAAAAACAUUACGCAAUUACCCGAGGUGUAGUCGGAAAAAAUCCCGAUUAAUUAAAAAGACCGUCUCGGUUUUAAAAGUUUGGAAAAUUAAGUCUGUUGAAAGAUGAGAUUGGAUUUUGCAGCAAACUAAUGGAAUUUGUACGAGGG